AUGGAACUUGGUGAACAAAGUUGUCGUCGUUUCGAGCAGGUGGUCAACGAGGCGCGCGCGCUGAUUGCUACGAAGCUCGGUGGCGCCAAACUCUUCGCCAAGCAGCUUGCGGCACUGUUGGCCAAACCGGCAUCUGACGACGAGGAGGCAGCAGAAGACAAGUUGGACUUGGAGAGGAAAGAGGAGGAUUUGAAGAGGGCGAAGGUGGACGUUAGUAUCCUGGACGACUUUCUCAAGCUCAUCGACUCUACAUGGAGUGACGUCUACCAGCGAAUCGUCGGGUGGCUCGAUUGGGCACCCAAAAUUGCUAACGAUCUCGACAUCGCGCUUAAGGAGGACAAGUUCCUGAAGAACUUCAAAGGCAACUAUAAUUUGGGUUACGUCGACGCCGCAGGCCUGGCGAACCCCUACUUCUGGGACGAGCAAGGUAACCCGUGCUUCAUCGUGGCCAAGAAUGGGCAGACGACCGAUCUUACUUUGGUCGCUUCUCCGAGUUGGAAGCUUACACAUGUGACGAGUUCGAGCACGAUUCGUGGGAUGUCACUGUCCUCAACUUUACCAGAAAGCACGGCAACUUUUCUGACCAUCGCGACUGGCGCAUGCGUCUUCGGCGCCAAAGGCAAGAUGGUCGCGAUCUUGGAUUCCGGCAUGCCCAGGGGAAUGUCCAACCACGUCACGUUUUGCACUCCUGCUCACUACGUCGUCGAUCUCGUCAGGGAACGCUACCCCCACACCGAUUUGGACCGCCUCAAGUUCACCGAAACCGCAGCCUCAAACCUCAAAGUCCCUUUCUGGGGUUUGGGCGCUUCGUCAACUCCUGGGCGCGAACGCAUCCACGCUCGAUCCAUAUCCUCAACCGAUUCUGGAAUGACUCCAAAUCAUACCGACAGUCUUGUCUUACAAUCUUCCCCCCAUUCGUCUUGCGACUCUUACAAUAAUCAUCUGUUUGGCGAUCCUGCUGUUGACUUCCCACAACCGCAAGGUUUCGUGUUUGGCUCUGAUCCUCUCUCUAUUCCUAGUUUUGGCACAAGGACUGUGUCUCCCGAUCCAAUAACGUUGUUUCCACUCGACCCCCCACUUGAAGAGCCUCUCAGCUACGAUAAACGUUUGAAGGCUGCUGAGGCCGUUGUCUCAGUUGUGAGCGAGUUAACUAACUCUGAGGCCGACUUUGGGGAGUUCGACAUGCUGAUAGGGUAUUGCUGGAAACACACCUGCGAUGUCCUAAUUGAGCAGCGGUCUCGGGUCCUGACUGCAUCAGAGGCUUCGGCAUUGGACCACAAGAUUGAUAUCAUUAUCUCACAGAUGCGCCUUCUCGAGACCGUUUUUCCACUGACAGCUUUCCAGAUCAAUGACAUCCUGCAGGCUCGGCAACAGAGUAUACUGUCCACUGCUCCAACUGUACCUGUGGCUGCGCACGUCACCACAGUGCCGACCCUUUAG
Messenger RNA from Cantharellus anzutake, 1440 nucleotides. RefSeq lists its product as uncharacterized. The record is from RefSeq and is a predicted model, not a curated record. The coding region runs from base 1 to 1440 and encodes 479 amino acids. NCBI's taxonomy places the organism in Eukaryota, Fungi, Basidiomycota, Agaricomycetes, Cantharellales, Hydnaceae. The transcript is spliced from 7 exons.